Molecule: messenger RNA, 1089 nt
Organism: Penicillium subrubescens
Lineage: Eukaryota; Fungi; Ascomycota; Eurotiomycetes; Eurotiales; Aspergillaceae
Product: RING finger protein
Exons: 6
Coding region: 1-1089 (362 amino acids)
Molecular function (GO): zinc ion binding; ubiquitin protein ligase activity
Source: RefSeq, a predicted model, not a curated record
AUGGACCCCGUGGAGCAGAAUGCUGUGAGCAACCCCGGAUCUCCAUCUACGGUGAUCCCACCAACCGCGGCCGCCAAAAGAUCAAAUCGCUCCUCAGCCCGGGCUGCACCUGCCAAGAUGACGGCUCCAGCAAGAACAACUGUUGCUCCUGUCAAGAAACAGGCUCUUACCAAAACCAGCCCAACAACCUCGAAGAAGAGCCCGAAAAGGAAGAUAGAAGAGGCUCCCCGGCCUGAGGACUACGACCCGUACUUUCACGGGCCUGGGGGUGCUCCCAAACCUCCACCUCCCGCGCCUGCUGAGGGUUCCCCGAGCAAACGUGCCCGGCGGGCCGAUGUCGUGGUGGCCAAAUAUCAGGGCACAGAACGUCGUGCCCGUCCAUGGCGAGAUUCUCCGCCAGACUCGUAUCUUGAGCGAGUGGGCCGUAUUAAUCGCUCUCGCAUGUUCAUUGUGGGCCAACAAGUUCGGGAGAACAAUGACAAGGUCCCCGAAUUCUACUUUGAUGUUGUCGGGUCCACCGGCAACAUCUACAAAGUCAAGAUUGGGAAGCUGCCCUCCUGCGACUGCCCAGAUGGCAAGAUGCGCUGCCGCGGAGAGUGUAAACAUAUCAUCUACGUUCUCCUCAAGGCUCUCAACGCCCGCCCUGAGCUCCAGUAUCAGAUCUCCUUCGUGCCGUCGGAGCUGCGCGAGAUGUAUGAAGGCUCCCUCAUGAGUAUGUUCGAGGACAACGGCGCCGCGGAUCACGACCACGAUGGCAAGCGCAAGCCUCUGGACGGUGCUUGUCCCAUCUGCUUCAUGGAUUUCGCGCCCAAGGACAAAACGGUUUGGUGCCAGACUGGGUGUGGAAACAAUGUUCACGAGGUCUGCUUCAAACAGUGGGCUCGCACGUCACUCACCAGCCAAGGAUCCAUCCGCUGUGUUUACUGCCGCACAAGUUGGCCAUCCCCUGGAUCCAACAAUCCGAACGUGGAGGAUCUUCGAAAGAACGGCACCAUCGGACGGGAAGGCUACAUCAACGUCGCAGAGCAGUUUGGCCUGUCGCCAAAACCUGGCUCUUCGAAGUCCUCCUCUUCCUUAACUGCCCCAUGA